Messenger RNA from Impatiens glandulifera, 1639 nucleotides. Its product is annotated as probable amino acid permease 7. The transcript has 6 exons. Gene Ontology annotation, cellular component: plasma membrane. The record is from RefSeq and is a predicted model, not a curated record. NCBI's taxonomy places the organism in Eukaryota, Viridiplantae, Streptophyta, Magnoliopsida, Ericales, Balsaminaceae. Bases 94 to 1512 code for a protein of 472 amino acids.
UCAUAUGUCUCCCUCCGUUACCCCACAAAAUGAAAGAUCCACUUUUUAUCACCACUUUGAACGUCAACCCUAAGUUCCACUAGCUCCUCGGACAUGGUAGAGAAGACUGAACUGGAAUGGGAUAAACGUAUUCCCUUGCUUCUACAACCACAAAUGGAACCCACUUCACCUGAUAUCCAGUCUCACCUCAAGAAAACCGGGAAUCAAUGGACGGCUGUAGCACAUAUCAUAACAGGAGUAAUAGGUGCUGGUGUUUUAUCACUUGCAUGGAGUGUUGCACAGCUAGGUUGGAUUGCAGGGCCGUUGACCAUGCUUAUCUUUGCAUCAAUCACCUUCCUUUCCGCAUCUCUUCUCAUCAAUUGUUAUAGGUAUCCUGAUCCUGAUAUUGGCCCUUCUAGAAACCCUUCUUAUCUUGAAUCCGUUCGAGUUAUACUAGGAAAGAAGUCUGCUGCUGUUUGUAGUGUCUUUCUUCGCCUCAAUUUCCUCAAGCUCGGCAUCGUAUACACCAUUACUUCUGCCACCAGCAUGAGGGCAAUUCUGAGAUCCAACUGCUACCACUUUAAAGGACACAAAGCACCUUGCAGAUAUGACAAUAUUACUGUAUACAUGGUCUUGUUUGGUCUUAUUCAGAUUGUACUUUCUCAAAUACCCAAUUUUCAAGAGAUGCAGUGGCUUUCAAACAUUGCUGCUGCCAUGUCAUUUUCUUACGCGUCCAUCGGGUCAGCACUUAGCCUAGGGAGAGUUAUAGAAAACGGGGAGGUGAAGGGUAGUAUAGAAGGGGCACCAACUAAUACCACAAUAGAGAAGAUAUGGUUGAUUGCUCAAGCUCUCGGAAGUAUUGCUUUCGCAUUUCCUUUUGCCAUCAUUCUGAUUGAGAUUCAGGGUACUCUGAGGCCGCAUCCACCGGAGAAGGUGACUAUGAAGAAGGCCUCGACAAUUGCAAUAUGCACAACAACAUUCUUUUACUUGUGUUGCGGCGGAUUUGGGUAUGCAGCCUUUGGAAGUUCUGCCCCGGGGAAUAUUUUGACAGGGUUCGGGUUCUAUGAGCCAUAUUGGCUCAUUGACUUUGCUAAUGUCUGCAUCAUUACCCAUCUAGUUGGGGCAUAUCAGGUAUUUAGUCAGCCAUUGUAUGCUGACUUGGAAGGAUGUAUAACAGGAAAGUACCCUAACAGUAGUAUGAUAAACAGCAACUACACAUUGAAAGUUCCAAUCCUCUCAGUUUUCAGAUUAAAUCUCCUCCGAUUAAUUCUCCGGUCUGCAUAUGUUUGCUUAGUAACUGGAGUUGCAGUUGCUUUCCCUUAUUUUAACCAAGUGGUGGGAGUAGCCGGGGGUCUUAAUUUUUGGCCGCUGGUUAUAUUUUUUCCAGUGGAGAUGUACUUUGUCCAGAAGAAAACCGCCUCCUGGACAGCUAAGUGGAUCCUCCUUCGGCUAUACACGGUUGUGAUGUUGUUUGUCUCAUUGUUCUCGUUAGUUGGAUCAGUUCAAGGACUCAUAAAGGCUAGGUUUGGGUGAAGAGUAAUGUUCAUUCACCUUAAUAUCUAAGUGUUUAUAUUAUUUGAACUAGUCAUCUAUCAAUGUUUAUGUAUUAGACUUAAUUUAAAUGUUAAUUAGACUUGCUGUUUUUAUUGAAAGCUAGCUU